GUAUGAAGGAGCAGCAGAAUUUCUUACGAAGAAUUAUCUCGAGUUCAACAUCAGUAUCAAAUGAAAGACAAGUUGCUCAGCUUGAAGCUUUCAUAAAGAAGUACAGGAAAGAUACGACUAAGUUGGAUGUAUUUGGACAACAGUUGGAAGAGAGCAGAACUGCAAAGCUGUGGCGAGACAGAAAUCUGAAAACACUUUCGGAAUGGUUUAGGAAACAGAAUAUGAAAAGUGUUUAACACUAUUGCUUAGCUAAUUAUCCAUCUAAAUUGUUGUUUUUGCGAUCAACGAAGCCUCGCUUAUAUCUGGCUCAUCAAACCACUUCUUUAUUCUAUCUGGAAUGGUC
Molecule: messenger RNA, 343 nt
Organism: Loa loa (African eye worm)
Lineage: Eukaryota; Metazoa; Nematoda; Chromadorea; Rhabditida; Onchocercidae
Exons: 3
Source: RefSeq, a predicted model, not a curated record